AUGAUAUUAAAUGAGUCGUAUAAUGCUUCCUUCAAGAUUGGCACAAGAGCUAUCAAAACUGAAAACGGCUCCAGUUCAUCGGGAACAUGGAAGACUCAAGAAAUAGUAAAGAGUUACAAGCAAGAAGACAGUGAUGCUAAUCUUCUUGUGACUAUCGGCUUUAUCACUUGCUCAUGUGCUUUCCUUGCAGUCUCAGGAUUUUUCAUGUUUAAGUAUCGAGUUGCCAAGUACAAGUGGCUGCUAGAAACUGGAAAUUUUGGCUCAACGGAGGAGCUUACUUUGCGUUCAUUCUCUUACAGUGAGCUUAAGAGGUCAACCAACGGAUUCAGGGAAAAUCUAGACCUCCUUUUUAGCCUCAAAAAGUCUCCUGAAUGGAAUGGGAGAGUGAGAUUUGCAUUAGACGGUGCAAGGGAAUUCUUUAUCUCCAUGCUGAAUUUGUUGAUGCCAGAUCAAACAAGAACUUUCACAUUGGUGAGAGGGACUAGAGGUUACAUGGCACCGGAAUGGUCUAAAAAGAUGCCAAUAUCAGUGAAAGCAGAUGUUUACAGUUAUGGAGUUGUGCUGCUGGAAAUUGUUUGCUGCAGAAGAACCAUGGAGGUGGAUCCAUCGAAACCAGAGGAAAUCGUUCUCAUUAAUUGGGUUAACAAAGAGUUGAAUAAGCUCGUCCGUGGCCAAGAAGACUUUAGAGAACAUAGUUAA
Messenger RNA from Mangifera indica (mango), 699 nucleotides. RefSeq lists its product as uncharacterized. The record is from RefSeq and is a predicted model, not a curated record. Gene Ontology annotation, molecular function: ATP binding; protein kinase activity. NCBI's taxonomy places the organism in Eukaryota, Viridiplantae, Streptophyta, Magnoliopsida, Sapindales, Anacardiaceae. The coding region runs from base 1 to 699 and encodes 232 amino acids. Gene Ontology annotation, biological process: protein phosphorylation. The transcript is spliced from 3 exons.